Acyrthosiphon pisum (pea aphid) is the source of this 1446-nucleotide messenger RNA. Its product is annotated as protein lava lamp. The transcript is spliced from 4 exons. Lineage: Eukaryota; Metazoa; Arthropoda; Insecta; Hemiptera; Aphididae. The coding region runs from base 149 to 1336 and encodes 395 amino acids. The record is from RefSeq and is a predicted model, not a curated record.
AUUGACUUGGAAAAAAAAAAUUUUCAACUUGACAAAUGAUUUGGAAUGUGCAAAUUCUAAGUAUAAGCAAUUAAAUGACCAAUAUGCCAAUGAAAAUGAAACUCAUGAAGCAGAUAUAAUCCAUUGUCAGUCAGAAAUUGAAAAUCUCAUGAGUGAAAAACUUGAAGCCUAUCGUCAAUUGACGGCACUUAAGGAAAAACAUGAAAUAUUGCAAAAUGAUUAUGAUCAACUUAAAAGUAAUUUGGAUGACCAGAAUCCUUUAAAUGAUACAGAUACAACUUCUGUUCACAUGAGCGAACAAAAUACAGUUCUAAAAGGAAAAUUGAAUGAAACUCAACGUUUAAUUGAUUCAGCCUAUUCAAGAGUGUUCUGCGAAUGGCCACCAAUUGAAAAUGAUUCUGACUGGGUAGUUGUUCAAUCCAAAAAAUUAGAUAAAAUAGUCGAUGCUAGAUCUUCUGACGGUAUUGAUGGUUUUAAUUUAGAAGAAACGGAAGUUAAACAGUUACAAACUUGCGUUCAAACUAUUCAUGAAUUAGUUUCUUCUAUUUUAACCAAUACAUCCAGUAUUGAAAUUUCUUCAAGUAAUGUACUAGUUGAUUUAAUGUCAGGCCUAAAAUCGUGCUCAGAAACAUUGUUAGAAUUAAUAUCUCUUAAAAAUAAUAAAUCCACCAACAAAAUUUGUACAGAAUUAUCUCAGGAUCAUGUUGUUCAAGAUAGUAAUUCAUUUUCCCCGGAAAAAUCAUCAAUAAAUGAAUCUUUAAAUUCAAGUGAAGAAGCAACACAAUCUUCCUUAUUAAGAAGUGGAGAAAACGAACAGCUACAGCGGUCCAUUGCUGAGCGUGAUCGAUUAAUUGAAUUUCUUUCAGUUAAAAUAUCAAAAUUAGAAAAUUUAAAUCGAAAUGUUGAUGAUAUAAGAUUAGUUCGAGACAAACUUGACAGAGCAUUAACAGCUGUUCAUGAGAGAGAUGUUCGAUGUGACGAAUUAACUUUAGAAUUAACCCGGUUAUUAGAAGAACGUGAUAUGCUGCAAUUGAAACUAUCAAACUCUAUUAGACAAAUUCAAUUCUUGUCUGACAAUAAGCCGCAAUCGGGUACAUCAAAUUUGCCAGAGGAAAAAUUUAAUUUGAAAACCAUGGAUGAUAAACUAGAAGAAUUGCACAGUUUAGAGUAUAGAAGAGAUGCUGAGUUGUUUAAUGAUCAAGAACAGAGACAUAUGUCUCAAAUGCAACUCCAUAAAAAUCGUCAAGAUAAUUCUAUUAUCCCAGAAGCUAAUUCACAUAAAACUACAGAAGAAGCAAAUACUGCACUAUCCUGGUUUAAAGAUAUAUUAUGGUGAAGAUAUUAAACUUAUUAACUUUAACCUCUUAAUAUUUAUUUAGUAAUAAGUAAGAUUAACUAGGUAUUGUUAUUUUGUUUUUAAUUGGAAAUAAACAUUAGUGAUUCUUA